AUGCCCAAAUUAAAACUAAAUGAACAUUUCCGUUGGUUGAUAGUUGAAAAGACCUUGGAAGGCGUGUCCUGUAGAAAAAUAGCAAGACAACUUAACAUUUGCAAAUCUUCAGUUUCUAAAGUUUUUUUAUACUUCAAAAAAUAUGGAUGUGUGGAAAAUUUAUCGUUGCAAGUGGGGCGAUCAAGAAUAUUUAAAGCUGAUGAUAUGAAAUAUUUAGAAAGUCUUCUAAAAGAAAAGGUAGAUUGGUAUAUAUGGGAAUUACAAUCCGAAAUGGAAUUAUGGUUAGACCGUCACAUUAGUUAUGCCAUCAUUUGGAGAGCAAUAAACCGUCUUGGUUAUACACACAAACAGCAAUAUAGAUUAGAAUUUAUAGUCCAUAUGUCACAAUAUUCUGCAACACAGCUCGUGUUUUCUGAUGAAGCAGCAUAUGAUAGGAGGACACUUUCUCGAUGUUAUGGAUGGGAUUUUAGGGGAAAACAAGGGGCAUUAUGUCUUAAUAGUCUUUUGGCUUAUGCAAUCCAAGAGGGUCCAAUGAAUGAAGAUCCAAAUUCAUUUAGUACAAUGCCUCUUGGUUCUGAAUCUCCACCAGUAGCGUUAAAAGAUAAAGUGGUUACUGGAUUCGCAGUAGGCAUCGGAACUUGCGCUGAAAAAUCGGGUGCAGCUGGUUGA
Molecule: messenger RNA, 669 nt
Organism: Funneliformis caledonium
Lineage: Eukaryota; Fungi; Glomeromycota; Glomeromycetes; Glomerales; Glomeraceae
Source: the annotation of a GenBank genome assembly